GCCGAUGCUGCAACCAGUUUCUUGAGAGCUGCAAGAUCCGGGAAUCUGGACAAAGCCUUGGAUCACCUCAGGAAUGGGGUAGAUAUUAACACCUGUAACCAGAAUGGGCUGAACGCCUUGCACCUGGCCUCCAAGGAGGGCCACGUGAAAAUGGUGGUGGAGCUGCUGCACAAGGAGAUCGUUUUGGAGACAACGACCAAGAAGGGAAACACAGCCCUGCACAUCGCUGCCCUGGCUGGACAACAGGACGUGGUCCGGGAACUGGUGAACUAUGGGGCCAACGUCAAUGCGCAGUCACAGAAAGGCUUCACACCCCUCUACAUGGCAGCGCAGGAAAACCACCUGGAAGUUGUCAAGUUCUUGCUGGAAAAUGGAGCCAACCAGAAUGUAGCCACAGAGGAUGGCUUCACGCCACUAGCUGUGGCUCUGCAACAAGGGCACGAGAACGUGGUUGCUCACCUUAUCAACUAUGGGACAAAGGGUAAGGUCCGCCUGCCUGCCCUGCACAUUGCAGCCCGCAAUGAUGACACUCGCACAGCUGCCGUGCUGCUGCAGAAUGACCCCAAUGCUGAUGUCCUCUCCAAGACUGGAUUUACCCCCUUGCACAUUGCAGCCCACUACGAGAAUCUCAGUGUGGCCCAAUUACUGUUGAACCGUGGAGCCAGUGUCAACUUCACACCCCAGAAUGGGAUCACUCCCCUGCACAUAGCCUCCCGCCGGGGCAACAUCAUCAUGGUACGGCUGCUGCUGGACCGCGGGGCCCAGAUAGAGACAAGGACCAAGGAUGAGCUGACCCCUCUCCACUGUGCAGCUCGCAAUGGACAUGUGCGAAUUGCAGAGAUCCUGCUGGACCACGGGGCUCCCAUUCAAGCCAAAACCAAGAAUGGCUUGUCGCCGAUCCACAUGGCAGCGCAGGGCGACCACCUGGACUGCGUGCGCCUGCUCCUGCAGUACAGCGCCGAGAUUGACGACAUCACCCUGGACCACCUAACGCCGCUGCACGUAGCCGCGCACUGCGGGCACCACCGGGUGGCCAAGCUGCUGGUGGAGAAGGGGGCCAAGCCCAACUCCCGAGCCCUGAAUGGCUUCACACCCCUCCAUAUCGCCUGCAAGAAGAAUCACAUCCGGGUGAUGGAGCUGCUGCUGAAGACGGGUGCCUCCAUCGACGCUGUCACAGAGUCCGGCCUGACCCCCCUUCAUGUGGCCGCCUUCAUGGGGCAUCUGCCCAUCGUCAAGACCCUGCUGCAGCGUGGAGCCUCUCCGAAUGUGUCCAAUGUGAAAGUGGAGACGCCCCUACACAUGGCAGCCAGAGCCGGGCACAUGGAUGUGGCAAAGUACCUGCUGCAGAACAAAGCCAAAGCCAACGCCAAGGCCAAGGAUGACCAGACUCCUCUGCACUGUGCUUCACGCAUCGGCCACACUGGCAUGGUCAGACUCCUGCUGGAGAACAAUGCCAACCCCAACCUGGCCACAACAGCGGGUCACACGCCCCUGCACAUCACUGCCAGAGAAGGGCAUGUGGACACGGCCCUGGCGCUGCUGGAGAAGGGGGCCUCACAGACCUGCAUGACCAAGAAAGGAUUUACCCCUCUCCACGUUGCAGCCAAGUACGGGAAGGUGGAUGUGGCGGAGUUGCUGCUGGCGCGCGAUGCUCACCCCAAUGCAGCGGGGAAGAAUGGCCUGACCCCGCUGCACGUGGCGGUGCACCACAACAACCUGGAGAUCGUCAAGCUGCUGCUUCCCAAGGGGAGCUCCCCGCACAGCUCAGCCUGGAACGGGUACACCCCCCUGCACAUUGCUGCCAAGCAGAACCAGAUGGAGGUGGCCAGCAGCUUGCUGCAGUACGGGGCUUCUGCGAACGCAGAGUCUGUGCAGGGAGUCACCCCCCUACACCUGGCGUCCCAGGAGGGGCACGCAGACAUGGUGGCACUGCUUUUCUCCAAACAAGCCAACGGCGACCUGGGCAAUAAGAGUGGCCUGACUCCUCUCCAUCUCGUGGCCCAAGAGGGGCAUGUGCUGGUUGCUGAUGUUCUGGUGAAACACGGAGUCACAGUGGAUGCAACAACCAGGAUGGGCUACACCCCGCUGCAUGUGGCCAGCCACUAUGGGAACAUCAAGCUGGUGAAGUUUUUGCUCCAGCACCAGGCUGACGUCAAUGCCAAGACUAAGCUGGGCUACACCCCUCUGCACCAAGCGGCUCAGCAGGGACACACGGAUGUGGUGACACUGCUGCUGAAGCAUGGUGCCUCUCCCAACGAGAUCAGCACAAACGGCACCACUCCCCUGGCCAUCGCAAAGCGGCUUGGCUACAUUUCCGUCACAGACGUGCUCAAGAUCGUCACAGAGGAAACCGACAUCCCGUCAGUGGGUGACAAGCACCGCAUGAGCUUCCCAGAGACUGUAGAUGAGAUUCUGGACGUGUCGGAGGAUGAAGGCACUGCUCAUGUCACAGUAAUGGAGGAGGAGCUGGUCGCACCAAAGCCCAGGGACCAGGAGGGCAAGAGGGAGAUGCUGGAGUUUGUGACCACAACGACAUUGGAGCAAACGGUGGAGUCUCCAGCGGUCCUGCAGGUCCCCUGCGUCCCACCUGAGACUGUGGUGACCAGAGCGGAGGAGACUGAGCAGGCCUCCAAGGAGUUUGACGAGGACUCCCUGAUCCCCAGCAGCCCUGCCACGGAGACAUCGGAUAACAUCAGCCCAGUAGCCAGCCCUGUGCACACAGGGUUCUUGGUCAGCUUCAUGGUGGACGCCCGUGGCGGUUCCAUGCGAGGCAGCCGGCACCAUGGACUGCGCGUGGUCAUCCCACCCCGUGCCUGCGCAGCACCGACCCGCAUCACCUGCCGCCUGGUGAAGCCCCAAAAGCUGCCUGCACCCCCACCGCUGGCUGAGGAGGAGGGUCUGGCCAGCCGGAUCAUUGCCCUGGGGCCUGCCGGCGCCCAGUUCCUCAGCCCCGUCAUUGUGGAAAUCCCACAUUUUGCCUCGUAUGGGCGUGGAGACCGCGAGCUGGUGGUGUUGCGCAGUGAAAAUGGCUCUGUAUGGAAGGAGCACCGCAACCGCUUUGAGGAGAGCUACAUGGACCAACUGCUUAACGGCAUGGAUGAGGAGCUAGAGAGCCUGGAGGAGCUGGAGAAGAAGAGAGUCUGCCGCAUCAUCACCACCGACUUCCCUCUCUACUUCGUGGUCAUGUCCCGGGUUUGCCAGGACUGUGAUCUGAUUGGCCCUGAGGGAGGGUGUUUGAAAAGCACACUGGUGCCCAUGGUACAGGCCACCUUCCCGGACGCCGCUGUCACCAAGCGAGUGAGGCUGGCCCUGCAGGCGCAGCCCGUGCCAGACGAGUUGGUGACUAAGCUGCUGGGGAACCAGGCGACCUUCAGCCCCAUUGUCACGGUGGAGCCACGUCGGAGGAAGUUCCACCGCCCCAUCGGCCUCCGCAUCCCACUGCCACCAUCCUGGAAGGACAAUCCCAGAGACAGCGGCGAGGGUGACACCACCAGCCUGCGCCUGCUCUGCAGUGUGAUCGGAGGGACAGACCAAGCCCAGUGGGAAGACAUAACAGGCACCACGAAGCUGGUCUAUGAAAACGAGUGUGCUAACUUUACCACCAACGUGUCUGCCAGGUUCUGGCUGGCCGACUGCCCGCGCACCGCCGAGGCCGUGCACUUCGCCACCAUGCUGUACAAGGAGCUGACGGCCGUGCCCUACAUGGCCAAAUUCGUGGUGUUUGCCAAGAUGAAUGAUUCACGGGAAGGCCGGCUGCGCUGCUACUGCAUGACCGAUGACAAGAUUGACAAGACUUUAGAGCAGCAUGAAAACUUCACUGAGGUGGCCCGCAGCAGGGACAUUGAGGUGGCGGAGGGGAUGCCUUUGCACGUUGAGCUCUCAGGGAAUCUGGUGCCUGUCAAGAAAGCCACUCAGCCCCGCACCUUCCUCUUCCAGUCCUUCCGGGAGAAUCGUCUCGCCAUCCCCAUCAAGGUUCGGGACAGCAGCCGGGAAGCCAGUGGCUCCUUGUCUUUCUUGCGCAAAGCCAUGAAGUACGAGGACCUCCAGCAUGUGCUCUGCCACCUGAACAUCAGCAUACCACCCUGCACUAAGGGAAGUGGCAGUGAGGAGCGGAGGAGGACACUGACGCCAUUGUCUCUGCGGGAGCGAUACAGCAUCCUAAGCGAGACCAGUUUCGGCUCCCUGAGCAGCACGGACAAGGCAGACCAGAAGAUGGUGGACAUAGCAGAACAGCUGGGCCUCAGCUGGGCUGAGCUGGCUCGUGAGCUGCAGUUUGGGGUGGAUGACAUCAACAGGAUACGUGUGGAGAACCCCAACUCCCUGCUGGAGCAGAGCAUAGCCUUACUCAACCUCUGGGUCAGCCGCGAGGGCAAGACAGUCAAGAUCGAGAGUCUGUACACAGCGCUGAGGAACAUCGACCGCAGUGAGAUUAUCAACACGCUGGAGGGCUCCGGCCGGCAGAGCCGCAGCCUGAAGGGCAGCUGGCGCUACACGGACAGAGACUACUCCCUCUCACCAUCCCAGAUGAAUGGUUAUGCUUCGCUGCAGGAUGAGCUGCUGUCCCCUGCCUCCCUGCAUUACACGCUGCCAUCCCCGCUGCGUGCCGACCAGUACUGGAAUGAGGUGGCCAUCAUGGAUGCUAUCCCCAUGGCUGCCACUGAGCAGGACGCCCUGAUGGAGAUGUCCGACAUGCAGGUGUGGUCCUCGGGGCUCACCCCCUCGCUGGUGACUGCUGAGGACUCCUCUCUGGAGUGCAGCAAGGCCGAGGACUCGGAUGCCACAAGCGAAGGCCGGUUCCCGGGGCAGCUUCUAGCAGAUGCUCAUGGCCCGGACCACAUGGGCUCUAUGGACCUGGUUGAGGAUGACACAGUGGACUCAGAUGCCAUGAAUGGCCUGAUUGACCUUCUAGAGCAGGAGGAGGGGCAGAGGCCAGAGGGGAAGAUGCCAGCCGGUGAUCGCCAGCCAGGGACCGGGGAGCAGGACCUGGAGAGUGAAGUCUCUUUUGUUUCAGUUCAGCAGAAGGUGCAAGCCAGGAUCACAGCAUCACCCACCGUUAGCCAUGUCGCGGAGAAGAGCACAGACAGGCUGAGGGACUGGAAUGCAGAAGGCUCCUUUAUCUCCUGCCUACAGGACCUGACAGAGGGCUCCUGGCAGGAGGGGGUCACCCGAAGGCUGCUCCCGAUGCACACCACGGCCUCCGGGGCACAGGGCCAGGAGCAAGAGCAGGUCCUGGUGCCAGCUGUGGAGCUGAUGCGGGUCAGCUCUGCAGAGGACAGCGACUGGCAGCCCCAGCACCCCAUGGGCGGCUGGCAGGAGGAGGCAGACAGCCGCUGCUUUGGCCAGCCAGCCUCCCUGCCCGCUCCCUUAUUGAGUAUGUGCCCUGGCCGCCGGCCCAACAGCCUGCCGAAGCCACAAAUAGAGCUGGUCGGGGGGCCAGGCUGGGUGGUGGGCAUCCUGCCACAGCCCCGUGGAGCCGGCAGGUACAAGCCGGCUGAGCUGCGGCAGCUAGGGUUACAGCUACCGCAGUCCGCCCGCAGAGCCGGGGCACCCUGCCGGGCAGGCUGCGGACCCACAGGGCUGCUCCUGCCCCGGGGGCUUUGCCCGUACCAGGCAGAUAUCAUGGCGGGGCUCUGA
Molecule: messenger RNA, 5634 nt
Organism: Charadrius vociferus (killdeer)
Lineage: Eukaryota; Metazoa; Chordata; Aves; Charadriiformes; Charadriidae
Gene: ANK1
Product: ankyrin 1, erythrocytic
Exons: 41
Biological process (GO): signal transduction
Molecular function (GO): protein binding
Source: RefSeq, a predicted model, not a curated record